AUGAGUAACACAGAAGACAGCGGAAAUAAGUGCUCUUCGGGGCCGAUUUCCAGCUUCACCAUCCAGUCUAUUCUGGGCAACAAGAGCCCGUCCGAGUCGUCGCGGACCGCCGGGACCAAGGAGCUCUCCAAGGGUCUGGCUGGGCCGCCGUCGCGGAGGCGCUCCCUGUCGGUGUCCUCCGAGGACGAGUGCAGCGCCGGGGAAGACUCCGCGGAUUGUUUUUGCUCGGAUACCGGCCACAGCGAGCCAUGCACCCAGCAUCAACCCCACAACUUCUCGUGUUUAGGUGCCCCAAAGAGACUGCUCUCCGUGGCGGACGGCACCGCGCGGCGGCCUCACCAUCACCUGUCCCAGAAUCCGCUGCAGGAUUACAAAGGGGAGCAGGAGCGACCAUGCGGCCAGAUGUCGCCUCUGUCCGAGGAGCGGCAGGUCGGGGAAGGCGGGGACAAGCAGGGCAGCAACUCGGCCAAGAAGAAGACUCGCACGGUUUUCUCGCGCAGCCAGGUGUACCAGUUGGAGUCCACCUUUGACAUGAAACGCUACCUGAGCAGCUCGGAGCGCGCGUGUUUGGCCUCCAGUCUGCAGCUGACGGAGACGCAGGUGAAGACGUGGUUCCAGAACCGCAGGAACAAGUGGAAGCGGCAGCUCUCCGCGGAGCUGGAGGCGGCCAACAUGGCCCACGCCUCGGCACAGACAUUGGUUGGGAUGCCGCUGGUUUUCAGAGAUAACUCCUUACUGCGGGUGCCGGUGCCGCGGUCCAUCGCCUUCCCUACGCCGCUCUAUUACCCGGGAAGCAACCUGCCAGCGUUACCCUUAUACAAUCUAUACAAUAAGAUUGAGUACUGA
Molecule: messenger RNA, 846 nt
Organism: Gadus chalcogrammus (walleye pollock)
Lineage: Eukaryota; Metazoa; Chordata; Actinopteri; Gadiformes; Gadidae
Gene: hmx2
Product: H6 family homeobox 2
Exons: 2
Coding region: 1-846 (281 amino acids)
Biological process (GO): regulation of transcription by RNA polymerase II
Cellular component (GO): nucleus
Molecular function (GO): RNA polymerase II transcription regulatory region sequence-specific DNA binding; DNA-binding transcription factor activity, RNA polymerase II-specific
Source: RefSeq, a predicted model, not a curated record